Bolinopsis microptera is the source of this 2478-nucleotide messenger RNA. Its product is annotated as macrophage metalloelastase-like. Gene Ontology annotation, biological process: proteolysis; extracellular matrix organization; collagen catabolic process. The coding region runs from base 48 to 2162 and encodes 704 amino acids. Gene Ontology annotation, molecular function: metalloendopeptidase activity; zinc ion binding. Lineage: Eukaryota; Metazoa; Ctenophora; Tentaculata; Lobata; Bolinopsidae. The record is from RefSeq and is a predicted model, not a curated record. The transcript has 2 exons. Gene Ontology annotation, cellular component: extracellular matrix.
GGACGCGCUCUCAUCAAUGUGACCGUCGAGUGAGCUGUUCAUUUGUGAUGGCUAACGUAAACGUUACGUUGUGCCUUGUGGCUUUGCUUUGCCUUGGGUAUAUCCAAGCUGCUAAUAAAUUCGAAUCCGAUAUAUACGAUGGAAAUUGCACGGGUGAUGGAGGAAAUUUGGAACCCGUAGGAACCAGUGCACUCGAUCGAUUCAUCAGGAAGGCCCAAGGAAAGUUUUGGUUCAAACUAGCCAUUCGAUGGAUCAAAAGCAAGUUGAAAGAUCCAGAAUCAGGACUCAGUAAGAUGAUGGGUAGUGCUGCUGCAAAUCCACUUGAAUGGGAUGACGCUGACGAAUUUAACAUGACCCCACCAACAGAGCCUACACCCAUGUAUCUCAUCAAUUUUAUGGCAAAGAUCAUGGGUAGCACCAAGACUGUAUACACGUAUCUUUGGAAUUAUGGAUUCAUCUCGAAAGUGAUGAACUUAUCCAAGAAAGCAACAGAAAAUUACAACGGUUCAAUUCCUCCGUGUGCAUUAACGAACGCUAUCAGGGAAUUCCAAACCUUCAACCAAAUCAAACCCGCCGAUGGAAGACUGACUAAAGAAACCAUAAAGAAAAUGGCUGAUGACCGUUGCGGUAAUGGGGAUGCUAAAUGCACUACUCCAAAGUGUUUAGCUGAAGACAGAUACAGUGCUCCAAACCAGCUUAGGAGAAAGCGAUAUGUAGUGCGCCGAAAGAAAUGGAAGAUAGGUUCACAAGGCGUAUACAAUAUAGGUUACUUUUACGAGAAUGACUAUAAUCCAGAUGCUAAAGGCAAAGAGGGACACGAUAAAACAAUGGUUCCCGCAGUUGUGAAGAAAGAAAUAGAAGCAGGAUUUGCUGAGUGGACAAAAUAUUCUGGUCUCAACUUUGUAGAAGUUUCCAAUCCGAAGAUAGCAAAUAUGAAAAUCCGAUUUGGAUCCGGAGAUCAUGGAGAAAAGAAAGAGAAAUCCUUCUUUGACGGUCCUUACGGUGUUCUUGCACAUAUGUACUACCCCAGAAAAGGAGAGAUGCACUUUGACGAGUCUGAAAAUUACACAGCAUCACACGAAAAGCCGGGAAUAAGUCUGUACUAUGUUGCUGCGCACGAAAUGGGACACGGCCUAGGAAUCGAACACAGCGCAAACAACAAAGCACUUAUGGCACCUUACUACAUCGGUUACCGAGAACAGAUGCUCCUAGUGGAUGACAUAAAGGCAAUCAGACAUCUCUAUGGAAUUGGGAACGGAUUUGUUGAACCACUAGAAGGAGAAAAAAUCAUCGCUGAAGAGGGUCUUGGUAUGGGAAAAAAGGUAGGAGAAAAGGACGCGGACAAGACUGAUGAAGAUGAAGAGGAAGAAAAAGAAGUUGUAGAUGAUAAAUGUGUAACCGGUAACUCAGUUUCUUCCGCACAGACUAAAGAUUUGGGACAUUGUGUACAGAGCUUCACCGCAGGAUUCACUGAUCCAAAUGAGGAGUAUAUCUAUCUUUUCUAUAAUGAAAACAAUUAUCUCCGCCUCGAAUCUGGUCAUCGAGGUAACUUCCCUAAAGUUAGCGAGCCUUUGACAAUUUUCGCAGAGAUGUUCAUCAGCGAUAAGUUCCCUGGCAUGGAAGGGCCUUACGAUGCCGCGGUAACAGAUGAUGGCAACAAGAUCACCUACUUCUUCGUUGACGAAACAGUGACAACUUGGGACUGGGAAGCAAAUCAGAUAGGAGAUCUGAACAGGGAACCAAUUGAAAACACCAUGUUUGCCGGUCUCCCUGACUCCGAUGAAAUUGAUGCAGUUGCCAAAUUCGAUCAACAAUUCCUCUUCUUCAUUGGUGAAAAUUACUACAUCUUUUCCGUAGACGAUGGAAUUUUGGAUCCAGAGGGUCACCCAGCCACACUUGACGGGGAACAGAUUGCCAGUGCAUUCCACUCCUUCUACAACGGCUACAUUUAUACAACCAUUGACAGCUACACAGAGAAUAGCAUCUACAAUCUGAUCAAGGCGAAAAGAAUCACUAAAGGGGUUAGCAGUGCCGAAGAAUUCCAGGAUGCUGUUAUGGCCUCUUAUGGUGAUAUUGACAUGGAAGACGACACGAUGUUUGGUUGGCCUUGUGGUUUAGGAUUCUGUGGAAAUGAACUCGGCGACUUAAGAUCAGAUAUUUAAAGAUAAUGAACUAAUCGCUGAUCGUGACUCACGAAAGGGGUAAUCACGGCUUCGAAAUAUUAUUUAACGUACAAUGUGUUGAGUCAAUAAAUAUUAUUGGGAAAUUUCAAUAUAGAUUUAUGAAUAUGUUUUUAAUCGUGUAGACAUUAAACCGAAAAGGAUCGUUUCAAGUUAAUUUCCUAAUCAUUGGGAAUGAAGACUUAAAAGCGAAAAAUCCCUAGAUAAUUCAGUUUUCUAAAAAAAGCCUCCCUUUCGAGAAUUUUUUAAAUCUUGCUCAGAAUAUUGGGAAUUUAGAACUGUCUGAUUUUAAAGAUUA